Molecule: messenger RNA, 2016 nt
Organism: Salvelinus fontinalis (brook trout)
Lineage: Eukaryota; Metazoa; Chordata; Actinopteri; Salmoniformes; Salmonidae
Product: leukocyte cell-derived chemotaxin 1-like
Exons: 7
Coding region: 259-1212 (317 amino acids)
Biological process (GO): negative regulation of angiogenesis; negative regulation of endothelial cell proliferation
Source: RefSeq, a predicted model, not a curated record
AAAAGAUUCCCGGUGUGGCACGCCGCACGCGCAUACUUUCCACCGGGUUUUUGGGGGAUUUAUUUCUCCAGGCAGGUAAUAUAACAAUCAUCGCGCAUAAAUAGGCAGUUUGGUUAGCCCUGCCCUGUCCCAGAGAGAGAGAGAGAGAGAGAGAGAGAGAGAGAGAGAGAGAGAGAGAGAGAGAGAGAGAGAGAGCGAGAGAGAGAGAGAGAGGAUUAGUGGACACCUUUGCUCAGGCUCUCAGACCAACUCGCAGCCAUGGCCGAGAGUUCAGAUAAAGUGCCCAUCGCUUUAGCGGGACCCGAGGACCUGCAACAGUUUAUGCCACCUGCAUACACUGCCGUGGCAGUUAAACCGGUGGCCACCGGCCGCCUGCUGAAGUCCGGGAUUGUGGUUUUGAUCGCCGGGGCAAUACUGCUGCUGUUCGGGGCUAUCGGAGCUUUUUACUUCUGGAAUAAUAACGACAAACAUGUCUACAACGUCCACUACAGCAUGAGUAUAAAUGGUAAGGUGGAGGAGGGCUCUAUGGAGAUUGAUGCUACCAACAACAUGGAGAGGUUCCGUACUGGGAGUGGAAACGAGGAGGCAGUGGAGGUCCACGACUUCCAGAUUGGUAUAACUGGUAUCCGUUUUGCUGGAGGAGAGAAGUGUUACAUUAAGACCCAGGUCAAAGCUCAUCUGCCUGACGUGGAAACACUCAACAAAGACUCUCUUCUGUUCGACCUGGAGGAUGAGGUGAUGCCUGCUAAGUUUGAGGAGGACUCUCUGAUCUGGGUGGCGGCUGACAUGCCCCUCUCUGACCCCACCUUCCUCAGCUCCAAGAUCCGCGAUUUGUGUGGAGACCUGCCAAUCUUCUGGCUCCGCCCUACCUACUCCAACGGUGGACAGAGGAAGAGGAGGGCAGCCCCUCGGCAGCGCCGCCAGGCACCCGGGGCAGAGGAGGAAGUGGAUCCGGAAGCAGAAUUUAACCCUGAGAAUCCCUAUCAUCGUGGUCUGGAGGGCGAGGAGGGCACAAUGACCUUUGAUCCCAUGCUGGACCACCAGGGCGUGUGCUGUACGGAGUGCCGGAGGAGCCACACCCAGUGCCAGAGGAUCUGUGAGCCCCUGGGCGGGUUCCAACCCUGGCCCUACCACUACCGCGGGUGCAGGGUGGCCUGCAGAGUCAUCAUGCCCUGCCGCUGGUGGGUGGGUCGCAUCCUGGGCAUCCUCUAAACACUCCCUGCCUAGACCUGGAGUGGUAGAAUCCAGAGAAAGACAGGUGGUGGAGAGAGAGAGGGGAAAGAAAAACAGAAGGGGGGGAGAAGGGGGUAGAGAGGGGAGCGAGGGAGAAAGAGAGAUAGGUCAACACCAAAUUGAGUAAUUAGCUUGGCUAGGUAUAGUGCAGUUCACUUAGGAUUUGGGCAAGGGAGGGAGAGAGACAAGGACUAUUUUUUAAAGGGGAGCGAGCAAACAAUCAAUCAAGGAUAUUCAGUUUUCAACCAUAACAGAGAAAUAUGUAUGCUGUAACACAUACGGUAGGUAGGCUACAAUACCAUAAGUUGCAUAUCAUUAUUCAUACCAUACUCUUAAGAGUACCUGCAUACUACAUACCCUGUGAAGACAUCAACCUGUCUGAUCUUGUCACCCUUUUUGUAUAUUGUAUAUCAAUAGUUAUAUCUUAUUAGUGACUGACAUGACGGAUAGUGAUGUGUAAACUUACCUUUCAGUUUUUCCCUUUGCCUUUUGAUGGAAAUAAAUGUAAGCCAUAACAAGUAUUCUGUAGGCAGAAGUUAAAGUAAAUGAGUUGGACUAGACUGUCAGCUGUGCGUGUCUGUAGCUAUUCAUCACGCUAGUGAGAAAUGUUUCUGUCCUCCAGACCGUUGUUACUCAUUUCCCAACAGUUUCUCCAGAUGUAGAGCCUACUAACAUCUACUGUACACUGUCUGGUAUUCUCCUUAAAACACUGCGUAUUCUCCAUCAGCGUUAAUUAACUAUUUCAAAGUGCAAAUUCAAAUGAAUAAAUGGUAUUUUAAGUAA